AUGGUGGCCUCCACCACGAACAAUAGUAACAUUCAUUUGGAAAUAAUUAACGACAAAGGAAAAACAGAAGCAAAACGCUUUUCUUCUUGCCGCAAGGAUUUAUUUAUACGUACAAGCUGGACAGACGCGGCUUUGGCUCUAGCCCAAAUAGAAAAGGGCAAAGCAGACGGGCAACGAACUGCUUUGUGGUUGCGAGCACGUUUGCAAGCCCACCUUUUCGCGUUGGGCUGUUUUCUGCAUCGUCACGCUGGGAAAGUCCUAUUCGUGGCUGUUUUAGUAUUGGCUACGUUUUGCGUCGCUCUCAAAUCAGCCACCAUUCAAACAAAAGCCGAGGACCUUUGGGUAGAAGAAGGAGGGCGUUUAGAAAAAGAACUGAGAUAUACUCAGAAAACGUUAGGAGAAGCUUCAGGUAGCACUCACGAAUUAUUAAUACAAACAUCUAAAGAUUCUGAGGCAUCGCUUUUACAUUCUGGAGCACUUCUUGCUCAUUUAGAAAUUGUCAAAGUGGCAACAAGUGUUAGUGUGCAUCUUUUUGAUAUAACCUGGAGACUGAAAGAUAUGUGUUACUCACCGAAUAUUCCUAAUUUCGAUGUUCAUUAUAUUGACCAAAUAUUUGAAAACAUUAUUCCUUGUGCCAUAAUAACUCCUCUGGAUUGUUUUUGGGAAGGCUCAAAAUUAUUAGGACCUGACUAUCCAGUGAGCAUACCUGGUAUAAGGUCAAAGGUUAAAUGGACAAAUUUAAAUCCUAUUACAUUAGUUGAAAAAAUGAAGACGUUUGAUUUUACAUUUCCGUUUAAAACGUUGGAAGAUUAUUUAAAAAGGGCUGGAAUAAGCACUGGUUACCAAAAAAAACCUUGUUUAAAUCCAAAAGAUCCAGAAUGUCCGACAACGGCGCCAAAUAAAAAUGGACAGGUACCUGAUAUUGGUGCUGAAUUAACAGGGGGAUGCUACGGUUUUGCUGCAAAAUAUAUGCAUUGGCCGGAAGAUUUGGUUGUUGGGGGAACCAAAAAAAAUAAAACUGGUCACAUUACAAGAGCCAAAGCUUUGCAAACGGUUGUUCAGCUUAUGGGAGAAAGAGAACUUUUUGAAUAUUGGUCUGAUACGUACAAGGUUCACCACGUCGAUUGGACUCAAGAAAAAGCGGCAUUAGUUUUGGAAACGUGGCAAAAUAGGUUUGCCGAAGAAGUACGGAAUCAAAUACAAAGUGAUUCCAACACUAGUUUAUAUAAUGUUUACGCAUUUUCCACGGCCACACUCAACAAUAUAUUAAAACAAUUCUCAGAAAUAAACGUAUUUAAAAUAGGAAUCGGAUAUUCAAUAAUGUUAUUGUAUGUAGGAUUAACUCUUUUAAGGCGUGAAGAUCCUGUACGGUCUCAAACUGCAAUCGGAGUGGCUGGGGUAUUAUUAGUAUCUGUCACUGUAGCAGCUGGUUUAGGUUUUUGUUCGCUUUUAGGGAUUGCAUUUAAUGCUGCGACAACACAAAUUAUACCAUUUUUGGCUUUAGGCCUUGGUGUAGACAAUAUGUUUCAUUUAACUCACACUUAUGCAGAAUCAGAUAAUGAAGGAAAUAUCGACGAGCAAACUGGGCUCGUUUUGAAAAAAACUGGUUUGAGCGUUCUUAUGACUUCACUUUGUAUAAUGUGUACAUUUUUCGCUGCUGCUCUUAUACCUAUUCCCGCUCUUCGUGUCUUCUCUCUUCAAGCCGCCGUUUUAGUUUUAUUUAACAUCGGAGCAAUGCUAUUGGUUUUUCCUGCUAUAGUUAGUCUCGAUCUUCGACGACGUAAAUCUGAAAGAGUCGACCUUUUCUGUUGUUGCAUGCCUAGUCCAGAAAAAGAGCCGUCUUGGCCUUGUUUUUUGUUUCCAUUGAAUUCUCGACGAUACGAAAAUUCUAGAAAGUUUCAAACUGUAACAAGAGCAUUACCACCUGAUCGUAAACACACCGUCACCGUCAUAGCUCCUACGGCAGGUUCCGAAGAGAAGUGGAUUGGUAUGGCGGAUACACCGUUCGGAUCUAAGCCUUAUAAUAUUGCUACAAAGAAAAAUGUUCAAGUUUCAAAUCAUUAUGUAAAAUGGAGUUUAACCAAAUUAGUUGCAGACUACUAUGCUCCUUUUCUAAUGAAAUCUUCUGUAAAGGUUAUAUCUAUAAUACUCUUAAUAAUAGUAUUAAUUGGUAGUGUAUGGGGUAUGAUGAAAGUCACGGAUGGAUUGGACUUGACUGAUAUUGUUCCUCAAAAUACAAAUGAAUACGCUUUUCUCAGUGCUCAGGGCAAUUAUUUUGGAUUUUAUAAUAUGUACGCCGUAACUCGAGGAGAAUUCGAAUAUCCGAAUAAUCAGGAACUCCUUCACGAGUAUCAUCAGGCUUUUAUAAAAGUUUCUAAUAUAAUGAAAAAUGACAACGGCGGUCUUCCAGAAUUUUGGCUGGAAAUGUUUAGAGACUGGCUUAUAGGUCUCCAAAAGGCAUUCGAUAGAGACUGGGCUAACGGUUGCAUUACCCAAGAAAGGUGGUGCGCAAACGCUUCCGACGAAGGAAUAUUAGCGUAUAAACUUUUAGUUCAAACAGGUCAUGUGGAUAAUCCUAUUGACAAAUCAUUAGUUCAUCAAGUUCGGCUAGUUGAUUCAAAGGGUAUUAUUAAUCCAAAAGCAUUUUAUAAUUAUUUAAGUGCUUGGUCUUGGAAUGAUGCUUUAGCUUAUGGAGCAUCUCAAGCGAAUUUGAGGCCGGAGCCUCGUCAAUGGUAUCACACCGCGAGUGAUUACGAACUGAAAAUUCCAAAAUCGGCUCCCCUAGUGUACACUCAACUUCCAUUUUAUUUAUCUGGACUUGGUGACACGCAAAAAAUAACAAACUUGAUUAGUGAAGUUCGUGCGAUUUGUCAGAAAUUCGAAGACCGCGGACUCCCGAAUUUUCCGUCCGGUAUACCCUUUUUAUUUUGGGAACAAUACCUUGCAUUAAGGCAAAACUUUGGACUUGCCCUCAUAAGUGCGCUUUCUGUAGUGUUCGUUAUUGUUACGGUUCUACUUUUAAAUUUUUGGGCAGCACUUUUAGUUACAUUUUCAUUAGCUUCGAUGAUUCUUCAACUUUUGGGAUUGAUGGGAAUAUUCGGAAUUAAAUUGAGUGCAAUACCGGCAGUUCUUCUUAUUGUUGCAGUAGGAAUAAAAGUACAUUUUACCGUACAUAUAUGUUUGGGAUUUAUAACUUCUGUCGGUGGUAAAAAUCGAAGAACGGAAUUGGCUUUGGAGCAUAUGACAGCACCAGUAAUUCAUAGCGCUGUUACAACAUUGUUGGGCAUAGCCAUGCUUUCCUUUUCUGAAUUUGGGUUUAUUGUUAGGUAUUUUUUCUACGUUUUAUUGGCGUUGAUAGCUGUUGGCCUCUUGAAUGGUCUAGUCUUUUUUCCGGUGCUUCUCUCUCUGAUUGGCCCUGCUGCCGAGGUCGUGGGAAUAGAGCAUCUCGAUCGCAUUUCCACUCCUUCACCAGAACCUCAAAAUAUUAAACCUCGACCAUCAUCUUGCCGCGUGAGCAAAGUUGUCCUUCCUCGGCGACAUCAUUGCAAUCGUCUUCAUUCGGAACCUUCGUUGACCACAAUAACUGAAGAAACUGGAUCGUGGCAUUCGACUCAUUCGAUACAAUCCAUAAUUGUACAACCGGAAUUAGUCGUACAUACAACGACUUACAAUGAGCCGAAUUCAUCAAACGAAGAAAACAUACAAAAUAAUUCAAAUUCAGAUGGUUCUACAUCUUCACUCUCAUCAAUUCCAACGUCUAGUUGUAAUCAAAAUCGUGUAACUACCAAAGUAACGGCCACAGCCAAAGUUAAAGUAGAAUUACAUGCUCCUCAUUCUAAGUCAUUUCAAAAAACUUCAUCAUCAUCAUCAUCAUCAUCAUCAUCAUCGAAGAAAAAUUAUGGAAGGAAGAAGGAAUCAAAAGUAUCAGAAUCAUCUAAUUUCAUUCAUAAAUAUACAACGUAA
This is a messenger RNA of Pediculus humanus corporis (human body louse), 3963 nucleotides long. Its product is annotated as patched 1, putative. The record is from RefSeq and is a predicted model, not a curated record. The transcript is spliced from 14 exons. Gene Ontology annotation, cellular component: plasma membrane. Gene Ontology annotation, molecular function: hedgehog family protein binding; hedgehog receptor activity; smoothened binding. Bases 1 to 3963 code for a protein of 1320 amino acids. Lineage: Eukaryota; Metazoa; Arthropoda; Insecta; Psocodea; Pediculidae. Gene Ontology annotation, biological process: smoothened signaling pathway.